Xiphias gladius (swordfish) is the source of this 2509-nucleotide messenger RNA. It is a transcript of the gene alpl, whose product is annotated as alkaline phosphatase, biomineralization associated. Gene Ontology annotation, biological process: dephosphorylation. Gene Ontology annotation, molecular function: alkaline phosphatase activity. NCBI's taxonomy places the organism in Eukaryota, Metazoa, Chordata, Actinopteri, Istiophoriformes, Xiphiidae. Gene Ontology annotation, cellular component: plasma membrane. The record is from RefSeq and is a predicted model, not a curated record.
GACCCAAAGAGGAAGAGUCGAACAACCGUGGCUUUAGAAGCAACGGGGAAAGCAGCAAUACACAUUCAGCGUAAUGAAGAGGGACUGAAUGAACUGCGCGCACAUUUGGCUGUAGUCUUUGUGCCUGGAGAGCCACUUGCACUUUGAGGCGACUGCAGACAGGCUUCCUCAGCUUCUCAAAGUGGCAUGUUAUGGCCGUCUAGAGAAACGCGUCAGCCACACAGAGACGACGACAUGAAGGCGACAGCCCUGCUCAUCAUUUGCUCCUGUCUGAUCUCGGGGAGUCUGGGGAAGCCACAAUUCCCUGAGCAAGAAAAGGAUCCUAACUUCUGGAAUGCAUGGGCUCAGCGGUCCCUGCAGAAAGCUCUGAUGCUGCAAAAUCUCAAUAAAAACGAAGCAAAGAAUCUCAUCCUCUUCCUUGGAGAUGGGAUGGGCAUUCCCACGGUGACGGCUGCUCGAAUACUGAAGGGUCAGCUUAACGGACAGAGUGGAGAAGAGACGCAGCUGGCGAUGGAAAAAUUCCCUUUUGUAUCUUUGGCCAAGACAUACAACACUAAUGCACAGGUGCCAGACAGUGCUGGCACAGCCACAGCUUACCUCUGCGGGGUCAAGGCCAACGAGGGCACGGUGGGCGUGAGUGCAGCUGCCGUCCGAUCCCAGUGUAACACUACACAGGGCAAUGAGGUCACCUCCAUCCUCAGAUGGGCUAAGGACGCAGGCAAGUCAGUGGGAAUAGUGACAACGACACGUGUCAACCAUGCAACUCCCAGUGCUGCCUACGCCCACAGUGUGGACAGAGACUGGUACUCCGACAAUGAGAUGCCAGCUGAAGCCCUGCAGGCUGGCUGCAAGGACAUCGCCAGACAGCUCUUUGAAAACAUUCCCAACAUUGAUGUGAUUAUGGGUGGAGGGAGAAAGUACAUGUCCAAAAACAAGUCAGAUAUUGAGUACCCUGGCAUGGCGAAGCACAACGGCACACGGAAAGACGGGAGAAACCUGGUGGAGGAGUGGUCUUCCAGAAUGAGGGCUAAAAAAGGCCAUUAUGUAUGGAACAAGAAGCAGCUCUUAUCACUGAACCCUAACAACGUGGAUUACUUAUUGGGUCUCUUUGAACCUGGGGACCUGACAUAUGACUUGGAGAGGAACACUGAGACUGAUCCUUCACUGACAGAGAUGGUGGAGGUGGCCAUCAAGAUCCUGAGGAAGAACCCCAGUGGAUUUUACCUGCUUGUAGAAGGGGGACGUAUUGACCAUGGACACCAUGAGGGCAAGGCCAAGCAAGCUCUACAUGAAGCUGUGGAAAUGGACCGGGCCAUCGGCCUUGCAGAUCUCAUGACGAGCAUCCAUGACACACUGACCAUAGUUACUGCUGACCAUUCUCAUAUGUUCAACUUCGGAGGCUACACAAUGAGAGGAAGCACAAUAUUUGGUCUGGCCCCCAUGUUGAGUGAUAUCGAUCAGAAGCCCUUCACCUCCAUUUUAUAUGGGAACGGACCAGGUUACAAAAUUGUCAACGGUGUGAGGGAGAACGUGUCGGCUAUUGACUACAAGGAAAAUAACUACCAGGCCCAGGCAGCUGUACCUCUGAGCAUGGAGACUCAUGGAGGAGAGGAUGUUGCCGUGUUUGCGAAAGGUCCACUGGCUCACCUGCUUCAUGGGGUCCAUGAGCAGAACUACAUCCCCCACGUAAUGGCAUAUGCAGCCUGCAUCGGCCAGAACAGGGAACACUGUAUGUCACGCAGCGGGGCUGCUGGUUUACACCCCGUCCUCUCUAGCAUCACAGCCCUUCUCACAGUCACCCGACUUCUCUGCUGACCUGCCCCGGACAGUCCUAAUCCUGUUAAUAUCCUUUUUAACUAGUCAUCAAACAAUUGUUUUUUUUUUUUUUUGUUGUAUUUUAAAUUUUCUAAUUUCACUCUUGACUAUUUUGAUCAUGGGACCACUUUUAACGCACUUUCAUGUUUUCAUAAUUAAUGGUCAAAAGCAUAAGUAUAUCAGUUUUAUUUAGACAAACAUGUAAAGCAUUACAAAAUAAUCAAUCACCCCUGAUGCACUGAAAUAAAAAAUGGUGUUGCAGAGAUUGCCACAAAAUCAGAGAUCUCAAUUAUGAAUUGUCUAUUCAGUAGGUUUUAUUAAGGAAUUUAGGACCUGUUAAACAUCUUUGUUUAAUGUAAACCCUUUGGGUUUGAAUUGAUAGAUUGGCUUUUUAAACGUUUGAAUAUGUUUCAUAUUUUAAAUGUGCAGUUAACAGAAUCUACCUCAUAAGCAAAAGAUCUCUCAUGUAAUUAUGGUGUGUUUACAACACAUUUCGAAGGACAAAUUUUAUGCCAAAACCAGAGGCAAGUGAAUGUAUAAUUAACAAAAGUAAAAAAUAUGAUGGAUUUCUUGUAAUACACCUUGUGCAUAAUUGCAAAAAGCACUGAAAAAGCCCACCUAACAUUGUUGUGUCCAACAACAGAAGUUGUAAAAUCUCUUAACCAAUAAAGACAAUGUGUUUGUUUUGUGAUAA